AUGGCUGGGGACAAUUAUGAACACCAAAUCAAUGAAUCAACACCUUUAGUUGGAACAAGUAGGCCGCGCGAAAACUCCGUGGCUUCCAUGCUGGCCCGUGGCAGGAGCAACACAAUAAAUGGACUCAAAACAGGGUACGACACUGUGAAACGACAUAAAGUGCAGUUUAUGUACGCAUUAAUGGGAUCCAUAGUUCUGUAUUUGGGCUUUACACUCGCUUUUCUGCCAAGAACUUCGCUAUCGCGAGAUUUCCGUCGUUUGCACUUCAGCAAGUUCACUCGUGCAGAAACGUACCGCGUAUAUCUGGAAAGCUUGCAACGUGAAAACCACGCUAAGGAACAUUUGAGAGCUUAUACGUCGCACAGACACCUCACUGGUGAUGAUUCUGCGCUGCAUUACACCGUGGAAAACCUUAAGGCACUGGGUUUCUCGCCUAAACUUGAAAAAUACUACCCGUGGCUAAACUACCCCGUUGAAACUGGCAUGUCUCUGUGGAUUGAUGAGGAGAAAGUGUUUGAAUCCAGUAUGAUGGAAGACUUCUUGGACGAGGACCCGUCGAGCUCAGGCCCAGACCCUGUGCCUGCUUUCCACGGCUAUUCCGCGAACGGUGAGGUCACUGCGAGGUUCGUGUAUUGCAACUACGGAAAAUUAGAAGACUAUGAAUACCUGCACAGCCAGGGGGUAGAUUUGGACGGCAAGAUUCACAUUAUACGCUACGACACCAUGUUUCGCGGGCUCAAAGUCAAAAAUGCCGAGGCUAACGGUGCCUCUGCAGUAAUAUUGUACACCGACACGUUUGACGACGGGAACGUGACAGAGGCCAACGGUUACAAAGCAUAUCCAUUCGGGCCCGCCCGUAACCCGAGCGGUUUCCAACGAGGCUCAGUGGAAUAUUUCACCGAGUCUCCAGGAGAUCCAACCACCCCUGGAUAUGCAUCGAAAUCACCUAAUACUAAGAGAAUAUCACCCCUGGGCAGGCUUCCAGCGAUUCCGUCCAUACCCAUGAGUCAGAGGGAUAUUGGCCAGAUUCUUCCACAUUUGAAUCAUCGCGGUUGCGCGUUUAACGUGCAAGGUAACGUUGACGGAUUCAAAUACUAUAGCGGCCCCUCUGACGAGAACGUUAAAGUGACCGUUCUCAACAACCAAGAUUAUCAGAUCAAAGAAAUAACUGACGUGCUGGUCGAGAUUCCCGGUAUCCUGGGCGGGAGCAGUAUUGUCAUUGGAAAUCACAGAGAUUCCUGGACUGUUGGCGGUGCUGGAGACCCCAACAGUGGUAGUAGUAUAAUGUUAGAGAUCGCAAGAGGCUUGAGUGAACUACUGGAAAAAGGUUGGAAACCGUUGCGGACCAUUCAACUUGCAAGUUGGGACGGAGAAGAGCCAGCAAUGUUGGGAUCCACUGAAUACGGAGAAAACCACGCUUCCAGGCUCCAGAAGCAAGUCUUGGCAUACUUCAAUCUUGAUACCGCCAUUUCGGGCUCCAAGUUUCAGUGCGAGGCAAACCCGCUGCUCUCGGAGCUUUUGCUCAAAUCCGCAGCCUUGACGCGAUUUGCAGGCGGGCCUGGCAAAUCGCUUCUGGACGUUUGGCAAGCACAAUCAAAUGGCCAUAUUGGCAUCUUGGGGUCUGGCACAGACUUUGCUGUCUUUCAAAACCAUCUUGGCAUUGCCUCCGCAAACUUCAAGUUCACUGGCAACGGAGAAGACGAUGCCGUCUACCAAUAUCAUACGAAUUACGACUCCUAUACGUGGAUGGAAAGAUUCGUUGAUCCUGAGUAUCAUUUGCACAACACAAUGGCCAUCUUCACGGGAAUGUCGGCAUUAAUGCUGAGCGAGAGCGAGGUGGUUCAUUUCAAGUCUCAGGACUACGCCCACGAGAUACAGUAUCACUUCAAUAAGUGGCACGCAAUGCUCAACCACACAUUCAAGGGAAACGAGUACGUGCGUGAAAAAGCAAACAGUCUGUCACGGCUGAUAGCGCAUAUUGAAGACGACGUGAGCCCCAGAUUUGACCACGCAACCGCUAUUCUUCGCAAAUUGGUGGUCAGAGACUAUCCAUGGUACCAGAUCUACAAAAAAAUCGGAAUUUACGCGAAGCUCAUCGCUACAAAUUCCAAGUUGAAAAAACUCGAUCGCUUGUUCCUCACCGACACAGGUCUAAAAGACAGGCCUUGGAUGAAGCACUCCAUUUUCGGACCCGACAAACAUUUGGGUUAUAUUGGUGAUGUUUUGCCAGGCCUACACGAAGCGAUUUUGGCGAAAAACGUUCAGGAAACCUUGGAGUGGCUUCAUGUCCUAAACAAGCAACUCACCUUGGUACAAGAGCUUCUCAAGACCUGA
This is a messenger RNA of Lachancea meyersii CBS 8951, 2334 nucleotides long. The record is from the annotation of a GenBank genome assembly. NCBI's taxonomy places the organism in Eukaryota, Fungi, Ascomycota, Saccharomycetes, Saccharomycetales, Saccharomycetaceae.